CAAUAUAUGAACAGUCUUGUGAGGCCUACAAACAAAGAGGCAACACAUCUGGAAAUUAUGUCAUUGAUGUGGAUGGUAGUGGACCCAUCAAGCCACAGUUGAUAUUCUGCAACAUGACAGAAAACAUGACAUGGACAGUGAUCCAGCACAAUAACACACAACUGACCAAAAUCCAACAGUUAAAAGAAGGAGGUCAGCAUUUUACUUCCUUUGAUUAUGCAGUGGAUGAAGAGCUGUUAUUGGCAAUCAUCAACCAAUCAGAGUAUUGUGAACAGGAACUGGCUUACCACUGCAGACACUCCCACCUUCUCUACAUGGCAGAGAGUGUUCCACUCAGCUGGUGGGUUGGAGGCCCCGGUGCGGUGCGAAGGCAGACAUACUGGGUCAGGGCUCCACCAGGCAGCAAACAUUGUACCUGCAGUCUGCAGGACUGUGUAGACCCCCAACACCACCGCAACUGUGAUGCUGAGCUCUCUGCAUGGGAGAAUGACUCUUGCCUCCUGAACCAUAAGGAAUCCCUCCCAGUUAGAUUGUUGGCGCUUGGAGAUGUCCAGAGCACGGGAUUAGAGAUCUCCUACAAGGUGGGACCUCUUCGUUGCUAUGGAGACAAAAGUAUCUGGAACGCUGCCUUUUUUGAAAAGGAAACAUCCUACCUCCACUUUCCAACCUUUCAUGGAGAGUUGAGUGCAGACAUUUCACUCCUGUUUAAAACUGUCUCCUCCUCUGGUGUCCUACUGGAAAACCUGGGAAUUAGAGACUUUAUUCGACUUGAACUGAGCUCCCCCACACAGGUCCUUUUUUCCUUCGAUGUGGGUAACGGCCCUUUCGAGGUUAGCGUGACGGCUGAUGAUCCGCUGAACGACAACAGGUGGCAUCGAAUUCAAGCUAGAAGGAACAUGAAAGAGGCAUCCCUUCACCUUGAUGAUCUCCCCGCUACCAGACAGGAAGCUCCUGCUGAUGGACACGUUCACCUGCAGCUGAACAGCCAAUUAUUUGUGGGAGGCACCGCUUCCAGGCAGAAGGGUUUUCGAGGAUGUAUCCGCUCCUUGCAGCUGAAUGGCAUCACUCUAGAUCUGGAGGAAAGAGCGAAGGUCACCCCAGGAGUGCAGGCAGGAUGUGGGGGCUACUGCAGCACCUACGGUGCACUCUGCCAGAACCGAGGUCGCUGUGUGGAGAGAACUAAGAGCUUUUCUUGUGACUGCAGCUCAUCUGCGUAUGCUGGAGUCUUCUGUGAAAAGGAUGUUUCUGUAAGCUUCAAGCCGGAGACAUCCAUCAGAUACAUCUUCAAGGAGAAGCUGGUGAACGAGUCCAACUCCUUUUCUUCCUCCAUUACAUCGAACCUGAGGGCAGAAACCAUUUCCAUGAGUUUCAGGACCAGCCAGACUCCAGCUUUGGUCCUUUAUGUGUGUUCUCACCACAGAGAAUACAUGGCUCUGCUGAUCAACAAGCAAGAGCAGCUGGAGGUGAGGUACAAACUGGAAGGUAGUAAAGAAGAAGAGAUCCUAAGGAGCAAAGUGAGGAAUCUUGCUGACAGAAGACUGCAUUCUGUUUCCAUCAGCAGACUGGCAGAAUCAGUCACUAUACUGGUUGACCAGCAUAACAAAGAGAACUUCAGCCUAACCUCUGGUGUUGAAUUCACCGACAUAAAGUCUCUGAUUCUUGGCAGAGUUUACAACUCUCAGGAGUUGGAUCCAGAGCUGGCUCAGUUGGGCUCUCUGGGUUUCACUGGCUGUCUAUCUGCUGUCCUCUUUAACUCCAUUAGCCCUCUGAAAGCCGCUCUGCUCCGACCAAGCACCAGCUCUGUUGUUGUCACCGGCCCACUCGUGCAAUCCAGUUGCGGCUCCUAUGCAGCAGGAAACACCCAACACCAUUCAGACCAAUCUGGGUCGGUAGGAGGAGGUCAGCCUCUAGUAAACGCUGUCAGAACAAACUCUGCUCUCGUUGGAGGUCUGAUAGCUGUGGUGAUUUCUGGGAUUGUAUCUGCGUUAGCAAUACUGGUUCGAUUACUGUACAGAAGAAAGAGGGCAUACCAAAACCAGGAGGUGAAAAAAACAGAAGAUAACAAUGGACUGCAGAGCUGCUCUCAGAAUGAAAACCAGAAGGAAUAUUUCAUUUAGAUGGAACCUCCAGGAUGGCAGUGGUGGAAUCACUUAUAGAAAAAUAAACUUGUUUUUCCUCAGUGCUUUGCUGAACAUCCUUAUCUAUG
Molecule: messenger RNA, 2206 nt
Organism: Cyprinodon tularosa
Lineage: Eukaryota; Metazoa; Chordata; Actinopteri; Cyprinodontiformes; Cyprinodontidae
Product: contactin-associated protein-like 4
Exons: 13
Source: RefSeq, a predicted model, not a curated record